GUUAAAGUCACUCUCUUAUUAACCAGAGCUUAAGAUACUAACGUCAACGGUUUCCUUUUUAUGUUGCUACAUCAGAAUAAACUAAAAGCUGGUUUGACAUAAAUAUUUAUAUAAGCAAAGAUAAAUACAUCAAUUGCUCAAAUUUAAAACUCCAUCAAGCUUAUCUUGAGUAGCAAUUAAGGAAACAAUUACAAUUUAAGAUAUUUUAGAAAAAAAUAAUAAUAGAUUAACUAGGAGUGCAGUAUUCCUGUCGCUACGCAGUAUUGUAGUCUUAUUAUGUAGUAAAAUAUUCCUGCAUGUAACAGUAAAGACUUGUCUUCUAUUCCUGGUAUAUGUACUUUAAUUUUUUUGGUUACAUUUCUCUCAAAGGCUUAGAUUCUUUGGCAUCCAGUGUCCAGCUUUCAAAUCAAAUUGAAGGAUAGUGAUCACUAGCGAAGCAUACAGCUGUUAUUUUACGCGAUUGCGUCGGGGACGAAGAGACAGUAGACCGCAUUCUUUGCGAAUGUCGAGUUCUGCAUGAAAGUCACGGAUUUGAGAGAGAGAAAACUUGUUCGUGUGAGGCAUUAUUACUGUCCUUUAAGGGGGCAAGGCGACCUUACAACUCACUGCCCGCUUCCUCUAAGGGAGUAAUUCUCAGCAUGGUUUGUUACCAAUGGGGUUUCUGAUUCGGUAUAGCUCUUCUAGAUUUUCUAGUUUGAUCAUGGCAGCGGAUGGCAAGUUUAGGUACAUUGUGGAUGCAAAUUCAUGAGACGUUAAACAACAUACCUGCAAUUUUUUUUUAAAACUUUUGAAACUUAUGAGAAACUGAUUUUGCAAAUUGAUUUUUUAGAAUAAUGGUUUGCAACAUGCAACAGCAGGAAUGAUCCAAGGGAGCUUCAGUGUGGGCAAUGAGUUCUGAAAACCGAAAUGAAGACAAAUUACAAAGCACUAAAUAUUGUCGAUUCUGGCCAAAACUAGGAGUAAGCCUCUUUAUAACUCUGUUGGCGCUAGGAUUCUCCAUUGCAGCUCUGUCUAUUACUUUAAAUAUGAACCAAGAUAACAAGAUGAAGAAUGUUACACACAAUGUUAAUCUUAGCAAGGCUACGUUAGAAAACUUAAAGCAAAGAAUUAGUGACGAUUCGAAAGAAGAACAAACUUCUCACCAAACUCUAGAAAUACUAAACCCAAAAUUCGACGAUCACACAGAACAUAUACGAGGGUACCACACAGUAGAAAAUGCCGUCGUCAUUGAGCACUCUGGUUUAUACACAAUCUUCAGCCAGAUUACCUUAUUUUCUCAAGUACGCAAUAAUCAGACACAGUUUAUGUAUGUACAUCGUAUCUCGCCAAACAAACCUCAAAAUUCUGGUGUACUGUUGCGAGGCUCACUUAGUGGACGCCGUGAAGGACCUGAAACCGUCUACACAGGUGGAAUUUUCCUCCUGAACUCUGAAGAUCACAUUCAAAUUUGUCUAGGUUCUGACAUUAUCCUCCCUGUCGAUAGUGAUAGCUCAUUCGUGGGGCUCUUUAUGUUAGAGAGUAGGCCUUAGGUGCGAUAUUGUCAGUGGCGAAGCUAGGGUAUAUGAUGCCUAGUGUGGCAGCUCCUCAUGAUGACCCCCCCCCCUUUUUCCAACAUAAAAACGAAAUAAAACAGCUAAAAGACUUUUA
This is a messenger RNA of Biomphalaria glabrata, 1647 nucleotides long. RefSeq lists its product as uncharacterized. Gene Ontology annotation, molecular function: tumor necrosis factor receptor binding. The record is from RefSeq and is a predicted model, not a curated record. Gene Ontology annotation, cellular component: membrane. Lineage: Eukaryota; Metazoa; Mollusca; Gastropoda; Planorbidae. Bases 888 to 1529 code for a protein of 213 amino acids. The transcript has 10 exons. Gene Ontology annotation, biological process: immune response.